Brassica oleracea var. oleracea is the source of this 2716-nucleotide messenger RNA. RefSeq lists its product as uncharacterized. The record is from RefSeq and is a predicted model, not a curated record. Gene Ontology annotation, molecular function: zinc ion binding; nucleic acid binding. The coding region runs from base 126 to 2474 and encodes 782 amino acids. The transcript is spliced from 5 exons. Lineage: Eukaryota; Viridiplantae; Streptophyta; Magnoliopsida; Brassicales; Brassicaceae.
AUUAUCGUCUCCUCCUCCAAAAUUGUGUUCGAACAUAAGUGGGGCUUAGGGUUUUCAGAACGAAUCGAAGUUAAAUCUCAGAGAAACAACUUUACUUUACAAGCUGAAGUCUUUGAGAAGGAAGAAUGAGCUACUUAGGUGACGUAGCAUUCAGUGUGUACCAUGGUGGGUAUUGGGUGAAGCUGUAUAAUGGAGAAUUCACAUAUUUUGGUGGGGAGAUGAAAAGUAUCGAAAGCAAACCCGAAGAAAUAUUUAUUAGGUUGUCAAAUGAGUUUAGUGAUGGGUUGUCUGGACAGAAUUUGUGGUAUAAGAUGCCUUUUGAAGACUUGAAGGAACGGAAGAGUUUUUGCAUUGGGGAUGAGAGUUUUGAGAAAAUGUGUGAAGCAGCUAGAUGGGUUAAGUUUGUUGAUUUGUUUUUAGUUAACCCAAGUGAGCAUCCAGAUGAUAUUGAUGGUCCGGAGCCGUGUGAAGCAGAGGUUAGAGUUGAAAGGAGUGCACUGAAUUUUGUUGAUGAAGAUGAAAAUUUUGACUAUCACAACACACCUCCUAACUCUGAUGGUGAAGAAGAGGACAAUGUUUACAGAUGGAAACGAGGCAGUGGGCAGCUGAAGCUUAGACAAGUUUUUGACACUUUAGAAGACUUUAAAGAGGCGUUAGUGGAAUAUGUGCUAAAGGAAGGAAGGAAUAUUGAGUUCUGUCGUUGGGGGAAAGAUAAAUCUGCAGCAAAGUGUGGGAUAGAGAAAGAAAACUGUCCAUGGUUUAUACACUGCUCUUAUGAAGAACAUGUUGGAAAGUGGAUGGUGAAGGUUUUUGAAGAUAAACACAGUUGUGUGAAGGAUGGAUAUUGUAAGAUGUUGAAAUCUCCUGUGAUUACAAAGCUGUUUCUGAAUGACUGGAGGACUGAUCCUGAGAUUAAACCGAAGGCUAUUCAGAAUGAAAUUCUAAAAAAUUUCAAUUUGAUCGUAUCUCCAAACAAGAUUAAAAAGGCUAAGGCAAAAGCCUUGGAGAUCAUUGCAAAAGACCACGAGGAACAAUUUUCUAGGCUUAAAGAUUACCGCUUAGAACUCUUAAGGUCAAAUCAUGAAUCAACUGUCCUGCUAGAUACGUUUGAGAAUGAUGAUGGGACAGAAACAUUCCACAGAUUCUAUGUCUGCUUUGAAGUGAUCAAAAGACUAUGGAAAACUUGGUGUCGUCCUAUUUUUGGUCUAGAUGGAUGUUUUCUAAAGUCUACACUCAAAGGACAAUUAUUAGCUGUUGUUGGAAGGGAUGCUAAUAAUGGAAUGUAUCCAAUAGCGUGGGCGGUUGUUGAUGUAGAAAAUGAACCCAAUUGGUGCUGGUUCAUACAAAAUCUGAAGGCGGACUUGAAUCUUCAAAAUGGUCGUGGUUUUACUUUGAUCUCUGAUAGGCAAAAGGGUUUGCUGAAUGCAGUUGAGAGGGAGCUACCUAUGGUAGAACACCGGAUGUGUGCUCGCCACAUCUACGCAAACUUGAAAAAGGCUUUUCCUCGCCAAAGUGAGAUGAAGACUCUGUUUUGGCGAGUAGCUGAAAGUUAUACCAUACCUGAGUACCAGAAAAACUUGGAAGCUGUUCGGAAAUAUGAUAUGCGUAUCUUUGAAGCUAUAAUGGAGAAGAAUCCAAAGAAUUGUAGCUUGGCUUUUUGUGGACCAACUGCUUCCUGCAUAGAUGUUCACAACAACAUUUCAGAGUCAUUCAACAAUGCCAUCGAUCCUGCUAGGUAUACACCAAUGGUUGAGAUGUUAGAGGUAAUAAGAAGAAGUGCCAUGGUGAGGAUUGACUUGAGAAAGCUGAAAGCACGACAACAUAAAAGUAGAUUCACUACUCGGGCUACACAGUUCAUAGAGUUAGAGCAAGAAAAGAUUAAGUUCUGCAAGAUGUAUCCAGGAUCAGAUGGAAGAUGUGAAGUAAGAGAGUGUAAUACAAGCUUCAGUUUGAACAUGAGGAUGAGGACUUGUUCUUGUCGGAGAUGGGAAAUGAGUGGACUUCCAUGUCGUCAUGCAUUACGCGUGUUUGCAGAUAAGAAGCUCAACUACGAAGACUACACCUCUAGCUGGUACUCUAACUCACAGCAGCAACAAAUAUAUAGUGACUCGAUACGUCCAGUUACCGGUAUGCAGUUUUGGCAGAAACUUGGUUGUGUUGUUAAGCCACCUGUUGGUCUUAUUGAAGAGGUAGAAAAUAGGAAAGGGAGGAAACCGAAGCCAAAGAGAAAGAAAGGACAGAAUGAGUCUCCUAAAAAGAAGGUUAGCAGAGAGAAAAGGAUAAUGCAUUGUGGGCGUUGUGGUAUUGCUGGACACAAUGCGAAGAAUUGUAAGAAUUUUGGGGUGCCAAAGUUCUUGAAACCAAGAAAGAGGAUGAGUUCAAACACUGGAGAAGAUGGUUAUGAUUCCACAAACACAAACGGAGGAGAUACGUCGGAUUUUGGAGAUGGACCAAGUCAAUCGACACAAUACUAAGUUGUUAUAAGAUGGGUCAGCUGUAGAUGACAAGCAUGUAUGUUUUAGUCAGUGGUGAUGGAUAUCUAAGAAUGAAAGAUGGUUUGGAGUUUUUAAAGAAGCAUGAAGAGGAAGAAUUUUUUGUUUUGUUUUUGGGAUAUGUAGUGCUUUUGGAACUUGUUUGAUGUUUAACGUUUUGGAGCUUGUUUGAUGUUUAACGCUUGAUGUUUUUAAUUAAUGGAAUUUUAUUUUUCUACCUGAAA